UGUGUCUCCCUGUAGGCAAAUGCCAGCAAUUUAAAGAAUUUCCUUUCAGCUGUGAGACUGGCUCACCAAGGGACUGACAUAGGAGCUCUCCCGCUCUCAGCUUUGGUACCGGCAAAGACCUCGGAAGUUGAAAAACCCAAGACAAAAAUGAUCAUAACUUCGAGAAGGGACUAUCCUCUCACCAAAAACUUUCCUUACUCCCUCGAACAUCUCCAAACCUCGUACUGCAAACUUGCUCGGAUCGACAUGCGUGUGCUUUGUUUGAAGAAACUCCGAAAACUAGACCUAAGUCAUAAUCAUAUUAAGCAGCUGCCAGCUACUAUUGGUGACCUCAUCUGUCUUCAGGAGCUUAAUUUGCACGACAAUCACCUGGAGUCCUUCAGUGGGGCUCUGUGCAACUCCACCCUGCAGAAAUCUCUUCAGUUCUUGGACCUCAGCCAAAACAAAAUUAAAGCACUUCCAAUUCAGUUUUGCCAGCUGCAAGAACUUGUUAAUUUAAAGCUUGACGACAAUGAGUUGAUUAGGUUGCCAUUCAAGAUUGGCCAGUUACAUCAUCUACGCUUUCUGUCAGCAGCUCGAAACAAACUUCCUUUCUUGCCCAGUGAUUUUAGGAAACUCUGUCUUGAGAAUUUGGACCUCUUUGGAAAUCCUUUUGAACAGCCUAAUCCACUUGUUCCCAACAUUCAACUGAAAAUACCAUUGACUUUAUUAGAGUGUGCUGCAAGAGCAACCGUAAAUUACAGAAUCCCUUAUGGUUGUCACCUCCUUCCUUCUCACCUUUGUGAAGAUCUGGAAGUGGCUAAAACAUGCCAGUGCGGAAGUGCCUGUCUGAGCAGCUUCAUUCAGAUCACGGUGACCAUGAACCUCCAUCACGUAGCUCACACCGUGGUCCUCGUGGAUAACAUGGGAGGUACGGAAGCACCCGUCAUCUGCUACUUCUGUUCUCUAGACUGCUAUUCCCAGUUCCUGGAUAGGUACCUGCAGAGCAACGGGUGA
Molecule: messenger RNA, 996 nt
Organism: Balearica regulorum gibbericeps (East African grey crowned-crane)
Lineage: Eukaryota; Metazoa; Chordata; Aves; Gruiformes; Gruidae
Source: RefSeq, a predicted model, not a curated record